AUGACCACAUCUUAUGCCCGGCCAAAGUCCAUUCGAUCAGCAACACUCCCACCUUCAACCUCAACCCUCAAGAUGGCGAGCAAUACUUUGGAGAAGCAAACCAAGCAGUUACCUGAGCCACCAAAGCAUCCAUACAAGCGUCAGUUCAUUACAAGUGGCCUGUUUUGUUUUGCAAUCUUGGGUUUCUUGAGGCAUUACAUCAUCGCACCUACAUCAUCGUCACGAUGGUCACUCUCCACUGGAUUCAACAGCGUUGAGACGAAAGAGCAAUGUUCUCAAGUAGAACCUUUAUUUCCCGCUCGAACGACAAAGGGGAUGGAAGAGAUGGAAGCAUACCUGACAUCUGACGCGUUCCGUGAUGUAGCCAUUGAACGCUUAUCAGGCGCCGUCAAGAUACCCACGCAAAGCUACGAUGACAUGGGAACAAUUGGCGAGGAUCCACGCUGGGACAUCUUCUACUCGUUUGCAGACUAUCUCAGCAAGACUUACCCACUGGUGCAUGCUACGCUGCAACUUGAAAAAGUUAAUACCCAUGGCUUGUUGUAUACAUGGGCUGGUUCUGAUCCCAGUUUGAAGCCGAAUUUGCUCAUGGCUCAUCAGGAUGUUGUGCCUGUGCCUGAUUCGACUAUUAAACAAUGGUCGUAUCCGCCCUUUUCGGGCCAUUAUGACGGGAAGUUUGUGUGGGGGAGAGGCGCAAGCGAUUGCAAGAAUCAACUAAUGGCUAUCUUGAACGCUGUCGAGGCGCUCAUCGCUGCGGAUUUCACACCCAAACGCACUCUGAUCCUAUCAUUUGGAUUCGACGAAGAGAUCUCCGGGAGAGAAGGCGCACAACAUCUCGCGAACUACCUAUUGAAGAAGCUCGGCCACAACUCCAUCGCCGCCAUUGUAGACGAAGGCGCCGUCAACAUCGAGACCUGGGGCGCAAACUUCGCCAUACCAGGAGUUGCAGAAAAAGGCUACAUCGAUGUGGACAUCGUUGUACGCAUGCCCGGCGGCCAUAGUAGUAUCCCCCCAGCCCACAAUGGCAUCGGGGUCGCCAGCGAACUCAUCACGCUCAUCGAAGCAAACGCCUACGACCCUUACCUCGACGACUCAAACCCAUACUUAGGCCUCCUCCAAUGCGGCGCCUCGCACGCCCCGGAUUUCCCGCGCCCCUUGGCCAAACUCCUGCAUAAUCGUUCUUCACACCACAAGGCGUGUAGUAAAAAAGACGCCCUCGCGCUCGAAGCAGCAAAAGCUGGUCCCGCGGUGAAAUACCUCUUCACAACCUCCGUGGCCGUCGACAUCAUCCACGGCGGCGUGAAAACAAACGCACUUCCCGAACGCACGCUGAUGACGGUGAAUCACCGUAUAAACGUUGGCUCGAGCUCUGAUGUUGUCAAGACACAUAUCACCGCUCUUGCUGCACAAGUUGCACAAAAAUAUAAUCUCACGCUCCAUGCGUUUAACGGGGAGGAGGAAUCGCCUUCAAGUAUAACGUUAUCCCACGGCCCUACUAUGCUUGAACCUGCUCCUGUUACACCUACUUCCCUCCUCCCCCUCUCCUCCUCCUCCUCCAACUCCUCUGACUCUAACAAAACAACACCCUACGCCAUCCUCUCCGGCACUACACGCGCCCUCUACGGCAAUGACCUCCUCGUUAGCCCGGGCAUUAUGACGGGAAACACGGAUACGCGGUACUAUUGGGAUUUGAGCGAGAAUAUCUUUAGGUACGGGCCGGGCUGGGAUAGGGAACAGGUUGGUUUGGGGAAUAUUCAUACGGUUGAUGAGAGGGUAGGGGUGAGGGCGCAUUUGGAUACUGUGAGGUGGAUGUGGGGGUGGGUUAGGAAUGUUGAUGAAGGGGUGUUUUGA
Pyrenophora tritici-repentis Pt-1C-BFP is the source of this 1851-nucleotide messenger RNA. The record is from RefSeq and is a predicted model, not a curated record. Lineage: Eukaryota; Fungi; Ascomycota; Dothideomycetes; Pleosporales; Pleosporaceae.